CCUUCAAAUUGUUGAAGUUUAUUUUUAGAGAAUUUUAUUGCAUUCGCGGCAAAUGUACAGAUCUAGCUUCGUACUAGGUAGAAUUUGAGAAAGAAAUUUAAACGCUGGCGUUGGCGAGUUUACGGGGUGGCUCUGCCAUCGUGGCGAUGCCAUUUAUCGACGAUGAGUUGCUGUGGUCCCCGGACAACGAUGGACGGAUGGUGGAUCUGCAAGCAUGCCUGCAAACGGAGAGCAACCAAGCAACGGCAAGCCAAACGGCAGAGCUCGAGAGUGAGUUGAACACGCUGGAUCAGCUGGACAAUGAUUCGGACGAGCUGCUGCGACAGUUAACGGAGAACACGUUCGAGCUGGAACAGUUCUUCCAGGAUUAUCCUGCCACCGAGAUAAAAGUCGAGGAGAACAAUAACGAUCUACAGCUAGAUGAGGAAGCAAACGGACAGAUCUUCCUACAGAAUUGUAGCCAGUUCCUAACGUCGGCAGCGGCGGCCGCUCAGCUUAGCGCCCUGUCCGUCAGUGAGCCAAACGAACUCGACGGUGGCCUGCAAAGGCUUUGUGCCGGUGGUAAUGAUCAGCUCGUUGGAUCCGGUGGGCUUACCACGCAACAGCUACAGGAGCAGCUACUCAUUGCUCAAGCGCAAGGCCUGUUGCAGCAGAAUCGUUUCAAUAAUUCACUGCUCGCCGAAAAGUUGCUGCAGAACCACCAUCAACAGCAACAUCUCCAUCAUGCACACACAACAUCACAAAAUGGCGUUACCAAUCUGGAUGCACUCGGUGUGCCUUCCAGUAGCAACAGUAGCAGUAGCAACAACAAUAAUGGCAACAAUCAUCAUAAUGGGAAUAGCAGCAACGGUAGCAGUAGCAGUCACGGCGGAAGGGCAAACAAACCGCCCGAUAUCGUCAUAAAAGGUAUGUUCAACGGUUUCCUUCUGUCGGAAAAACGGAUAUUCCCUGCAGACAAGUAUGAUUUGGUAACCAACAGUCAGACCAAACAGACAGCCCAUAUACACACAACGAUUGUGACGAUGAUUAAUCCGCUACCUCAUGUGUGCAAAUCUGUCGUACGCAAGUCUGCCGAGAGUUGA
Anopheles maculipalpis is the source of this 1082-nucleotide messenger RNA. RefSeq names its product serum response factor homolog A-like. The record is from RefSeq and is a predicted model, not a curated record. NCBI's taxonomy places the organism in Eukaryota, Metazoa, Arthropoda, Insecta, Diptera, Culicidae. Bases 147 to 1082 code for a protein of 311 amino acids. The transcript has 4 exons.